This is a messenger RNA of Olea europaea var. sylvestris, 527 nucleotides long. RefSeq lists its product as uncharacterized. The record is from RefSeq and is a predicted model, not a curated record. NCBI's taxonomy places the organism in Eukaryota, Viridiplantae, Streptophyta, Magnoliopsida, Lamiales, Oleaceae. The transcript has 2 exons. The coding region runs from base 17 to 490 and encodes 157 amino acids.
UGCUUUGAAUGGAAGUAUGCAUGGUUUCUUCAAAGGCGGGAAAGGCCUUCGGCAAGGUGAUCCACUCUCCCCUUUCUUGUUCGUGAUUUGUCUUGAAUAUUUUUCUAGAAUGAUCAAGGAUGCUACAAAUGAUAGUGAUUUUAAUUAUCACCCAAAAUGUGGUCCCCUUAAGAUAACCCACUUGGCUUUUGCGGAUGACUUGAUGCUUUUUGCAAGGGGUGAUGCUAUGUCCGUUGAAAUUCUUAUCGAUUGCCUUGACAAAUUUGGUUUAGCAUCGGGUUUAAAGAUCAACACUACGAAAUCCAGCAUCUACACAGCUGGAAUUUUCGGGUAUGAGCUCCAAAAUAUUAUGGAAGUCUCAAAAUUUUCCAAAGGAUCUAUGCCUUUUCGUUACUUGGGUAUUCCCCUUGCAUCGGAGAAGCUCAAAGUGAGUUCUUAUGCACCGUUUCUUGAAAAAAUAGCGGGUUAUAUUGUGCGCUUAAGUGGAUGAAAAAGGAGAAUCGUGGAACUUCGUGGCUGACCAAGAC